AUGACCGCUAUAAAUGCUAUUGCUCCCAACUCGGCAGCCCCAGUUCGCCCAGAACUCAACCGUUUUACCAACGGUCUCAUCGUUCCCGCUGCUCCAGUCACUUUCCCUACUUUACGAGAAGAUGGAUCAGAAAUGAGUGACGCCAUUCUCGAGCUCAUCGAUGGGACUGCCUACCGGGGCAUCAGCUUCGGUGCUGAGGGCAAGAGUGUCUCAGGAGAAUGUGUCUUCCAAACUGGUAUGGUCGGAUACACUGAGUCCUUGACGGACCCUUCUUACGAGGGUCAGAUUCUGGUAUUGACCUACCCACUCGUCGGGAACUACGGUGUUCCUGCGCGACCCACAAAAGCAGAGCUGGAUGCGAUUCCCGCCGAAUUCGAAUCUUCCCGCAUCCACAUCGCUGCACUUAUCGUUGGCUACUAUUCAGAGGACUUCAGCCACUUCCUUGCAAAAUCUUCUCUCAGCACAUGGCUGAAGGAGAAUGGAGUUCCUGCCCUAUUUGGCGUCGACACUCGCGCCCUCACCAAAAAAAUCAGAGAGAAGGGAUCCAUGCUCGCCAAGGUGUUAGCCCGCACCACAGGCCCAGGAACCAGUCGUCCCCUUGAUCUUUCUGCCACCGCGGCUCUUUCCUCGGUGCCAUCAACGCCUUACCCAUGGCGCGAAGAAUUCAUCGACAUUCCUUUCUCAAACCCCAAUGAACAGAACCUGGUUGCGGCAGUGUCUAUUUCGGCGCCCCGUUUGUUCAAACCCACAUGCAAACCUCGUCUUCAUCCCUCCGGUCGCCCGUUACGCGUUGUCGCCAUCGAUGUUGGGAUGAAAUACAACCAAAUUCGAUGCUUUCUGGCGCGCGGCAUUGAACUCAAGGUGGUUCCUUGGGAUUACGACUAUCUGAACGAUUCUGAGCCUUAUGACGGUUUGUUUGUUUCCAACGGACCUGGCGACCCUUCAGUCUUGGGACCUACUAUUUCGCGACUUGCGAAGGCCAUGGAGAAGAGCGAUCGCCCUAUUUUUGGUAUCUGCCUUGGUCACCAACUGCUGGCAUUGGCUGCUGGAGGCACAACCUCGAAGAUGAAGUACGGUAACCGUGGACAUAAUAUUCCUUGUACCGACGCCCUUUCGGGACGGUGCUAUAUCACCAGUCAAAAUCACGGUUAUCAAGUAGACACUGGAUCGCUCCCUACUGGAUGGAAGGAACUUUUCAAGAACGCGAAUGAUGGUAGCAACGAGGGCAUUUACUGCGAGGACAAGCCCUUUUUCUCCGUCCAGUUCCAUCCUGAGUCGAAUGCUGGUCCUCGCGACACGGAAUUCCUUUUCGACGUUUUCAUCCAGAGGGUUGAGGACUGCGCCGUCACUGGAGCCAUGACCCCCAUCUCUAUGCCUGGAGGUCAAAAGGAGGACAAUGACAGACGUAUUCCUCGCGCUAAGGUCAACAAGGUCAUCAUCCUCGGAUCUGGUGGACUGUCUAUUGGUCAGGCCGGCGAAUUCGAUUACUCAGGCUCCCAGGCGAUCAAGGCUCUUAAAGAAGAGGGUAUCUAUACCAUCAUGAUCAACCCCAACAUCGCUACCAUUGCCACUUCCAAGGGCCUCGCUGAUAAGGUUUACUUCCUACCCGUUACAGUCGAGUUCGUCCGGAAGGUUAUCAAGUUCGAGAAGCCGGACGGUAUCUAUGUCACCUUUGGUGGACAGACCGCUCUCAGCGUCGGUAUCGGUCUCAAGGAUGAAUUUGAAGAGCUCGGAGUCCAAGUUCUCGGAACACCCAUUCAGACCAUCAUCACCACCGAAGAUCGCCAGCUUUUCGCCUCUGCCAUGGAGGAGAUUGGAGAGAAGUGCGCCGAGAGUCAUACCGCGACCACGCCCGAUGAAGCUGUCGCUGCUGCCCAAGCAAUUGGUUUCCCUAUCAUCGUUCGUGCAGCGUAUGCGCUCGGAGGCCUGGGCUCUGGUUUCGCGCAGGACGAGGCGCAGCUCCGUGCUCUGUGCAGCAAAGCUUUCGCAACUAGUCCUCAGGUCCUCGUGGAGAAGAGUAUGAAGGGGUGGAAAGAAAUCGAGUACGAGGUUGUCCGUGAUUGCAGAGACAACUGUAUCACCGUUUGUAACAUGGAGAACUUUGAUCCUCUUGGUAUCCACACCGGCGAUUCCAUUGUUGUUGCACCCUCGCAGACCCUUUCCGACUCCGACUACAACAUGCUGCGAACGACCGCUAUCAACGUCAUUCGCCACCUUGGUGUUGUCGGAGAGUGCAAUAUUCAGUAUGCUCUGAAUCCGACGUCUCAAGAAUAUUGCAUCAUCGAGGUUAACGCUCGUCUUUCUCGUUCAUCGGCGUUGGCUUCAAAGGCCACUGGUUACCCUCUAGCUUUCAUCGCCGCCAAACUUGGUCUCGGAAUUCCUUUGAACGAGAUCAAGAACUCGGUGACUAAAGUUACCAGUGCAUGCUUCGAACCCAGUUUGGAUUACUGCGUGGUUAAGAUCCCUCGCUGGGAUCUCAAGAAGUUCAACCGCGUCAGCAGGCUUCUCAGCAGCAGCAUGAAGAGUGUUGGUGAGGUCAUGAGUAUUGGUAGGACAUUUGAGGAGACAAUUCAGAAGGCUAUCCGUGCGAUUGAUGAUCAAUUCUCUGGAUUUGCGAAGAACGAUUUCGUCGAGAACAUCGAUGAGGAAUUGGUCAAUCCUACGGACAAGCGUAUCUUUGCCAUCUCGACCGCUUUCCAUCGCGGAUACAGCGUUGACAAGAUAUGGCAAAUGACCAACAUCGACAAGUGGUUCCUCAACAAGUUGCAGAACAUUUUCAACAUGGAGAAAACCCUGUCGACUUGCACCGUUUCCAACUUGCCUACUCAGCUCUUGCGCCACGCUAAGCAAUACGGUUUCUCUGACCGUCAAAUUGCUGGAUGCAUAGGUUCCACUGAGCUCGCAGUCCGCAGGCUUCGUCAGGAAUCCGGCAUUGCUCCUUUCGUCAAGCAAAUCGACACUGUCGCUGCAGAGUUCCCAGCGUUUACCAACUACCUCUAUACCACUUAUAACGCUAUUGAGCACGACGUCAAAUUUAACGACCGUGGUGUUAUCGUUCUUGGAUCUGGUGUUUACCGAAUCGGUUCCUCGGUCGAGUUCGAUUGGUGCGCUGUCCGUGCCAUCCGAACCCUUCGCGAACAGGGUCUCCCCACCGUCAUGGUCAACUAUAACCCCGAAACUGUCAGUACCGACUACGACGAGGCUGAUCGCCUAUACUUCGAGAAUAUUAGCUUGGAGACGAUCUUAGAUAUCUACGACGUUGAAAGCGCCCGCGGUGUUAUCCUGUCCAUGGGUGGCCAAACGCCCAACAACAUUGCUCUGCCACUUUACCGCCAGAAUGUCAAGAUCUACGGAACUUCUCCAGAGAUGAUCGACAUGGCCGAGAAUCGAUACAAGUUUUCGCGUUUGCUUGACGAAAUUGACGUCGACCAACCUUUGUGGAAGGAAUUGACUAGUUACGAGGCCGCAGCCGACUUCUGCGAGAAGGUUGGCUACCCUGUGCUCGUACGCCCUUCUUACGUCCUUUCGGGUGCGGCAAUGAACGUCGUAUCCACCAACGACGAUCUGGCGAACUACCUGACUCAGGCCGCAGAAGUAUCGCGCGACCACCCCGUCGUUAUCUCCAAAUACAUCGAGCAGGCGAAGGAAAUCGAAAUGGACGCGGUUGCGAAGGAUGGCAAGAUGAUCAUGCACUACAUCUCCGAGCACGUCGAAAACGCUGGUGUGCACUCUGGCGAUGCCACGCUCAUCCACCCACCACAGGACCUCGACCCCCAGACCGUGCGCCAGAUCGAAGAGGCGACCGCCAAGAUCGGCAAUGCGCUUAACGUCACUGGUCCGUUCAAUAUCCAGUUUAUUGCAAAGAACAACGAAAUCAAAGUUAUCGAGUGUAAUUUGCGUGCAGCGCGUUCGUUCCCAUUCGUGUCGAAGGUGACUGGUGUGGAUGCGAUUGAGAUGGCGACAAAGGUUAUGCUUGGUAUCCCGGUCGAAGCAUACCCUGAUCUUGGACUCCCUGCGGAUUAUGUUGGUGUCAAGGUUCCUCAGUUCAGUUUCAGUCGUCUGUCGGGAGCAGACCCUGUGCUGGGUGUGGAGAUGGCCUCGACCGGUGAGGUUGCCUGCUUCGGACACGACAAAUAUGAAGCGUACCUCAAGGCGUUAAUUUCGACUGGUAUCGUCCCCCCCAAGAAGAACAUUCUCUUCUCAAUUGGAAGUUAUAAGGAGAAGUUGGAGAUCUUGCCUUCGGUUCAGAAGCUCAGCGCUGCUGGAUACAACAUCUUCGCUACUUCUGGUACUUCAGAUUUCUUGACCGAGCAUGGCGUUCCUUGCAAGUACCUCGAGACCCUUGGAGAGGACAGCCGCGACAAGCAGAAGUCAGAAUAUUCUUUGACUCAGCACUUGGCCAACAAUCUCAUCGAUAUGUACAUCAAUUUGCCGUCGAAGAAUCAUUACCGUCGUCCAGCUAGCUACACCAGUAAGGGUUACCAUACCCGUCGUAUGGCUGUCGACUUUGCUGUGCCUCUCAUCACCAACGUCAAGAAUGCUAAGAUGCUCGCUGAGGCUCUCGUACGCAGGCUCCCUCUGGAUGUCUCUAGCCUCGACUCCAAGAGCUCUCAUCGCACGCACACCUUCCCAGGGUUGAUCAACAUCGGUUCUUUUGUCCCUGGUCUGACGAUGGCCGAUAACAAGGACUUCGCUGCUGCCACUGAAGCUUCACUCAGCGCCGGAUUCACCACCGCGCUCAUCCUUCCAUUCGGCGUGAACAACUCCAUCUCGGAUCGCCAGACACUUGAGCAGGCUCGCUCGAAUGUUAGCGGAGCGGCACAUUGUAACUUUGCGUUCAGCAUGACAGCUACCGCGGCGAAUGCUGGUGCCCUUGACGAGGAGCUGCUCGCUGAGGUCAAAUCGCUCUUCAUCCCUUCGGCAACUCCCUUGUCUGUCGUCGCUUCCCACUUCUCGUCAUGGCCAACUGAGAAGGCCAUUGUUACUGAUGCCAAGAGCUCAGAGCUUGCCUCCAUCUUACUUUUGGCCAGUCUUCACGGCCGUAGCGUCCAUAUCACUGACGUUAGAACUACCGACGAUCUCCUUCUCAUUUCCUUGAGCAAGGCCAAACAGCUCAAAGUUACUUGCGACGUGUCAGUGUUCUCUCUGUUCUUCACUGAAGAAGAAUAUCCAGGCACAGGAAUUCUUCCCACCGCCGCCGCUCAGAAGACUUUAUGGAACAAGCUCGAAGUCAUUGAUGCCUUUUCCGUCGGAACCAUUCCUCACCAGCUCGCAACCGCUCUAGGAAAACCAGCGACUGCUUGGUCCGGUGUUGGUGAAACUUUGCCUCUCUUGUUGUCGGCUGUGAUCGAUGGUCGAUUGACUUUAGAUGACAUCAGAGUCCGCCUACAUGAGAACCCUGCCCAGAUCUUUGGUAUCGCCGAACAAUUCCAGACAAGCGUCGAAGUUGUCAUUGGUCGUAAAUCCAAGUUCGCUGGCGAUGAAAACACCUGGUCGCCUGUCCAGUUUGCUUCUGCAGCUGUCCAUCGUGUUGUUGUCCAUGGCCAGACUUCGUUCUUGGAUGGCACUUUGUUCUCCACCAAUGCUGGUCGCGAUAUCUCCAGCACUCUUUACACUCAUUCUGGCACGCAAGCACCUGCUGCUAAAGAACCGGAGACACCCUACCGCGAGGCUCAUACUGUGCCCAGCAAUGCCAUUGCUCAAUCCGUGGGAUUCCAACAACAACAAGGCCCUGCUUCCCAAGUCUUGUCGCACGUUCAGCUUCACCCUGCUUUCCACCGACGCCACAUACUUUCUGUCAAGCAGUUUUCGCAGCGUGAUAUGUACGAUCUUUUCGCCAUUGCCAACGAGAUGCGCCUUCAGGUUGAAAGGAACGGCAGCCUGGAUAUCCUGAAGGGAAAAGUGCUCUGCACUGUGUUCUACGAGCCAUCGACACGUACUAGCUCUUCGUUUGACGCCGCUAUGAAGCGUUGUGGUGGCUCUGUUGUCCAGGUCACUGCGGACACCUCGUCGGUCAUGAAAGGUGAAACCUUGCCGGACACCAUUCGCACUUUGGCUUGCUAUGGAGAUGCUAUCGUCCUUAGGCAUCCUCAGAUGGGCAGUGCUCAGGAGGCUGCUAAAUUCUCUCCCGUUCCUAUUAUUAAUGCUGGAGACGGGAUUGGCGAACACCCCACUCAAGCCCUGCUUGAUAUCUACACCAUUCGUUCUGAGCUGGGUACUGUCAACGGAAGGACCAUCACCCUCAUCGGCGACCUCAAGAAUGGAAGGACAGUUCACAGCCUUGUCACCUUGUUAUGCUUGUACUCUGUCCGCCUUAACUUUGUCUCUCCUCCUUCUCUCGCGAUGCCAUCCAACGUCGUCUCCGCAGCACGCAAGGCUGGCAUCCCUGUCACUAUUUGCGAGUCUCUUGAGGAGGUCCUCGCCGAUACAGACGUCCUAUACGUCACGAGGGUCCAGAAGGAGAGGUUCACGAAUGAGAGCGAGUGGUUGCAGGUCAAGGAUGCUUACCGCAUCGACCACGCUGUUCUCUCCAGGGCGAAGGAGGAGAUGAUCGUUAUGCACCCCUUGCCCCGCGUUAACGAAAUUGAUCCCGAGGUUGAUUUCGACUCCCGCCGUGCAGUGUACUUCCGUCAAAUGCGCUAUGGACUUUUUAUUCGUAUGGCUUUGCUUGCUUCUGUUAUGGCGUAA
This is a messenger RNA of Psilocybe cubensis, 6687 nucleotides long. RefSeq lists its product as uncharacterized. The record is from RefSeq and is a predicted model, not a curated record. Gene Ontology annotation, cellular component: cytoplasm. The transcript has 10 exons. Bases 1 to 6687 code for a protein of 2228 amino acids. Lineage: Eukaryota; Fungi; Basidiomycota; Agaricomycetes; Agaricales; Agrocybaceae. Gene Ontology annotation, biological process: 'de novo' pyrimidine nucleobase biosynthetic process; L-glutamine metabolic process. Gene Ontology annotation, molecular function: carbamoyl-phosphate synthase (glutamine-hydrolyzing) activity; amino acid binding; metal ion binding.